AUGUUGGUAGGAUUUCUCCUAGUUUGUGCAACAGUGCUUGCAAAGGACAGCGGGAAGGACGGCUGCGAGAAGGCCUCUAACACAGACUGCGGAGAAGAGCUGAAGCGCGCCGGCUGUGCGACCUGCACUGCUGUGGGCCCCAACGGCCAGACGUGCCUCACCUGUAACGGCGGCCAGAAGGUGCAACUCAAUGGAAUAAGCUGCGGAGACAGCUGCCCGUCGAACUCUGCGGCCAACCCGGACAUCUGCGAGUGCAACGAGGGAUUCAACCUGAACAGCGGGAAGGACGGCUGCGAGAAGGCCUCUAACACAGACUGCGGAGAAGAGCUGAAGCGCGCCGGCUGUGCGACCUGCACUGCUGUGGGCCCCAACGGCCAGACGUGCCUCACCUGUAACGGCGGCCAGAAGGUGCAACUCAAUGGAAUAAGCUGCGGAGACAGCUGCCCGUCGAACUCUGCGGCCAACCCGGACAUCUGCGAGUGCAACGAGGGAUUCAACCUGAACAGCGGGAAGGACGGCUGCGAGAAGGCCUCUAACACAGACUGCGGAGAAGAGCUGAAGCGCGCCGGCUGUGCGACCUGCACUGCUGUGGGCCCCAACGGCCAGACGUGCCUCACCUGUAACGGCGGCCAGAAGGUGCAACUCAAUGGAAUAAGCUGCGGAGACAGCUGCCCGUCGAACUCUGCGGCCAACCCGGACAUCUGCGAGUGCAACGAGGGAUUCAACCUGAACAGCGGGAAGGACGGCUGCGAGAAGGCCUCUAACACAGACUGCGGAGAAGAGCUGAAGCGCGCCGGCUGUGCGACCUGCACUGCUGUGGGCCCCAACGGCCAGACGUGCCUCACCUGUAACGGCGGCCAGAAGGUGCAACUCAAUGGAAUAAGCUGCGGAGACAGCUGCCCGUCGAACUCUGCGGCCAACCCGGACAUCUGCGAGUGCAACGAGGGAUUCAACCUGAACAGCGGGAAGGACGGCUGCGAGAAGGCCUCUAACACAGACUGCGGAGAAGAGCUGAAGCGCGCCGGCUGUGCGACCUGCACUGCUGUGGGCCCCAACGGCCAGACGUGCCUCACCUGUAACGGCGGCCAGAAGGUGCAACUCAAUGGAAUAAGCUGCGGAGACAGCUGCCCGUCGAACUCUGCGGCCAACCCGGACAUCUGCGAGUGCAACGAGGGAUUCAACCUGAACAGCGGGAAGGACGGCUGCGAGAAGGCCUCUAACACAGACUGCGGAGAAGAGCUGAAGCGCGCCGGCUGUGCGACCUGCACUGCUGUGGGCCCCAACGGCCAGACGUGCCUCACCUGUAACGGCGGCCAGAAGGUGCAACUCAAUGGAAUAAGCUGCGGAGACAGCUGCCCGUCGAACUCUGCGGCCAACCCGGACAUCUGCGAGUGCAACGAGGGAUUCAACCUGAACAGCGGGAAGGACGGCUGCGAGAAGGCCUCUAACACAGACUGCGGAGAAGAGCUGAAGCGCGCCGGCUGUGCGACCUGCACUGCUGUGGGCCCCAACGGCCAGACGUGCCUCACCUGUAACGGCGGCCAGAAGGUGCAACUCAAUGGAAUAAGCUGCGGAGACAGCUGCCCGUCGAACUCUGCGGCCAACCCGGACAUCUGCGAGUGCAACGAGGGAUUCAACCUGAACAGCGGGAAGGACGGCUGCGAGAAGGCCUCUAACACAGACUGCGGAGAAGAGCUGAAGCGCGCCGGCUGUGCGACCUGCACUGCUGUGGGCCCCAACGGCCAGACGUGCCUCACCUGUAACGGCGGCCAGAAGGUGCAACUCAAUGGAAUAAGCUGCGGAGACAGCUGCCCGUCGAACUCUGCGGCCAACCCGGACAUCUGCGAGUGCAACGAGGGAUUCAACCUGAACAGCGGGAAGGACGGCUGCGAGAAGGCCUCUAACACAGACUGCGGAGAAGAGCUGAAGCGCGCCGGCUGUGCGACCUGCACUGCUGUGGGCCCCAACGGCCAGACGUGCCUCACCUGUAACGGCGGCCAGAAGGUGCAACUCAAUGGAAUAAGCUGCGGAGACAGCUGCCCGUCGAACUCUGCGGCCAACCCGGACAUCUGCGAGUGCAACGAGGGAUUCAACCUGAACAGCGGGAAGGACGGCUGCGAGAAGGCCUCUAACACAGACUGCGGAGAAGAGCUGAAGCGCGCCGGCUGUGCGACCUGCACUGCUGUGGGCCCCAACGGCCAGACGUGCCUCACCUGUAACGGCGGCCAGAAGGUGCAACUCAAUGGAAUAAGCUGCGGAGACAGCUGCCCGUCGAACUCUGCGGCCAACCCGGACAUCUGCGAGUGCAACGAGGGAUUCAACCUGAACAGCGGGAAGGACGGCUGCGAGAAGGCCUCUAACACAGACUGCGGAGAAGAGCUGAAGCGCGCCGGCUGUGCGACCUGCACUGCUGUGGGCCCCAACGGCCAGACGUGCCUCACCUGUAACGGCGGCCAGAAGGUGCAACUCAAUGGAAUAAGCUGCGGAGACAGCUGCCCGUCGAACUCUGCGGCCAACCCGGACAUCUGCGAGUGCAACGAGGGAUUCAACCUGAACAGCGGGAAGGACGGCUGCGAGAAGGCCUCUAACACAGACUGCGGAGAAGAGCUGAAGCGCGCCGGCUGUGCGACCUGCACUGCUGUGGGCCCCAACGGCCAGACGUGCCUCACCUGUAACGGCGGCCAGAAGGUGCAACUCAAUGGAAUAAGCUGCGGAGACAGCUGCCCGUCGAACUCUGCGGCCAACCCGGACAUCUGCGAGUGCAACGAGGGAUUCAACCUGAACAGCGGGAAGGACGGCUGCGAGAAGGCCUCUAACACAGACUGCGGAGAAGAGCUGAAGCGCGCCGGCUGUGCGACCUGCACUGCUGUGGGCCCCAACGGCCAGACGUGCCUCACCUGUAACGGCGGCCAGAAGGUGCAACUCAAUGGAAUAAGCUGCGGAGACAGCUGCCCGUCGAACUCUGCGGCCAACCCGGACAUCUGCGAGUGCAACGAGGGAUUCAACCUGAACAGCGGGAAGGACGGCUGCGAGAAGGCCUCUAACACAGACUGCGGAGAAGAGCUGAAGCGCGCCGGCUGUGCGACCUGCACUGCUGUGGGCCCCAACGGCCAGACGUGCCUCACCUGUAACGGCGGCCAGAAGGUGCAACUCAAUGGAAUAAGCUGCGGAGACAGCUGCCCGUCGAACUCUGCGGCCAACCCGGACAUCUGCGAGUGCAACGAGGGAUUCAACCUGAACAGCGGGAAGGACGGCUGCGAGAAGGCCUCUAACACAGACUGCGGAGAAGAGCUGAAGCGCGCCGGCUGUGCGACCUGCACUGCUGUGGGCCCCAACGGCCAGACGUGCCUCACCUGUAACGGCGGCCAGAAGGUGCAACUCAAUGGAAUAAGCUGCGGAGACAGCUGCCCGUCGAACUCUGCGGCCAACCCGGACAUCUGCGAGUGCAACGAGGGAUUCAACCUGAACAGCGGGAAGGACGGCUGCGAGAAGGCCUCUAACACAGACUGCGGAGAAGAGCUGAAGCGCGCCGGCUGUGCGACCUGCACUGCUGUGGGCCCCAACGGCCAGACGUGCCUCACCUGUAACGGCGGCCAGAAGGUGCAACUCAAUGGAAUAAGCUGCGGAGACAGCUGCCCGUCGAACUCUGCGGCCAACCCGGACAUCUGCGAGUGCAACGAGGGAUUCAACCUGAACAGCGGGAAGGACGGCUGCGAGAAGGCCUCUAACACAGACUGCGGAGAAGAGCUGAAGCGCGCCGGCUGUGCGACCUGCACUGCUGUGGGCCCCAACGGCCAGACGUGCCUCACCUGUAACGGCGGCCAGAAGGUGCAACUCAAUGGAAUAAGCUGCGGAGACAGCUGCCCGUCGAACUCUGCGGCCAACCCGGACAUCUGCGAGUGCAACGAGGGAUUCAACCUGAACAGCGGGAAGGACGGCUGCGAGAAGGCCUCUAACACAGACUGCGGAGAAGAGCUGAAGCGCGCCGGCUGUGCGACCUGCACUGCUGUGGGCCCCAACGGCCAGACGUGCCUCACCUGUAACGGCGGCCAGAAGGUGCAACUCAAUGGAAUAAGCUGCGGAGACAGCUGCCCGUCGAACUCUGCGGCCAACCCGGACAUCUGCGAGUGCAACGAGGGAUUCAACCUGAACAGCGGGAAGGACGGCUGCGAGAAGGCCUCUAACACAGACUGCGGAGAAGAGCUGAAGCGCGCCGGCUGUGCGACCUGCACUGCUGUGGGCCCCAACGGCCAGACGUGCCUCACCUGUAACGGCGGCCAGAAGGUGCAACUCAAUGGAAUAAGCUGCGGAGACAGCUGCCCGUCGAACUCUGCGGCCAACCCGGACAUCUGCGAGUGCAACGAGGGAUUCAACCUGAACAGCGGGAAGGACGGCUGCGAGAAGGCCUCUAACACAGACUGCGGAGAAGAGCUGAAGCGCGCCGGCUGUGCGACCUGCACUGCUGUGGGCCCCAACGGCCAGACGUGCCUCACCUGUAACGGCGGCCAGAAGGUGCAACUCAAUGGAAUAAGCUGCGGAGACAGCUGCCCGUCGAACUCUGCGGCCAACCCGGACAUCUGCGAGUGCAACGAGGGAUUCAACCUGAACAGCGGGAAGGACGGCUGCGAGAAGGCCUCUAACACAGACUGCGGAGAAGAGCUGAAGCGCGCCGGCUGUGCGACCUGCACUGCUGUGGGCCCCAACGGCCAGACGUGCCUCACCUGUAACGGCGGCCAGAAGGUGCAACUCAAUGGAAUAAGCUGCGGAGACAGCUGCCCGUCGAACUCUGCGGCCAACCCGGACAUCUGCGAGUGCAACGAGGGAUUCAACCUGAACAGCGGGAAGGACGGCUGCGAGAAGGCCUCUAACACACAGUGUAAUACUCCCAACUGUAAGAUCUGUGAUAACCCCAAAACAGACAACGAGGUCUGCACUGAAUGUAAUGACGGCGACUACCUCACCCCUACAAACCAAUGCGUACCUGACUGCACGACCAUCAGCGGAUACUACGGAGAUAAUGACAAGAAGUGUAAGGCAUGCAGCCCUGAGUGCGCUGAGUGCGUUGGGCCGGCCAACAAUCAGUGUAGUUCCUGUCCUGCUGGCAAGAAACUGACAUAUACAGAUGACAGCAAUCCUAAUAACGGAGGCACCUGCGGGGAUGCGUGCAAGGUGUCUGCAGAUGGCACUGGCUGUGAGACAUGCGGGGCUCAGAUAGGAGGAACUGCAUACUGCUCAAAGUGCAAGACCUCCACUCAGGCCCCCUUGAACGGCGACUGUGCGGCCAGUUCACGAGCAACUUUCUGUACUAAAAUGGGUAAUGGGGUGUGCACUCAAUGUGAAGAUAACUACUUCCUCAAGGACGGCGGUUGCUAUCAGACAGAUAGACAGCCUGGUAAGCAGGUGUGUAGUAAUGCACAGGGAGGCAAUGGUAAGUGUCAGACAUGUGCCAAUGGCUUAGCAGCAACUGAUGGCAACUGUGCAGAAUGUCAUCCUACUUGUGCUACGUGCAGUGCUCCCAGUACUGCAAGCUCGUGUAAGACCUGUGCCACUGGGUAUUACAAGGAAAACGGUGACGAUACCACUGAUGGCCCGUGCAUGAAGUGCUCAGAGAAGAUCUCUGGAUGCAAGCAAUGUGUGUCAUCAUCUGGUAGUUCAGUCAUAUGCUUAGAAUCAGAAGUAGGCACUGGUGGAAGCACGAACAAGAGCGGCCUCAGCACAGGGGCCAUAGCUGGUAUCUCCGUCGCAGUCAUCGUUGUAGUCGGGGGUCUUGUGGGCUUCCUCUGCUGGUGGUUCCUCUGUAGAGGAAAGGCGUAG
Molecule: messenger RNA, 5814 nt
Organism: Giardia duodenalis
Lineage: Eukaryota; Fornicata; Diplomonadida; Hexamitidae
Product: VSP with INR
Exons: 1
Coding region: 1-5814 (1937 amino acids)
Source: RefSeq, a predicted model, not a curated record